Messenger RNA from Pocillopora verrucosa, 1300 nucleotides. RefSeq names its product beta-1 adrenergic receptor-like. Gene Ontology annotation, cellular component: plasma membrane. Gene Ontology annotation, biological process: G protein-coupled receptor signaling pathway. The record is from RefSeq and is a predicted model, not a curated record. Gene Ontology annotation, molecular function: G protein-coupled receptor activity. Lineage: Eukaryota; Metazoa; Cnidaria; Anthozoa; Scleractinia; Pocilloporidae.
UUGACUCAUUCCUCAAAAUUAACUUAAGCAUUUCUAUAAGGAAAACCUUAUUCUUCGGCUCGAGUGAAUGCACUGAAACCUCUCUGCAAGGGCCAAUGGAGAUGACAAACCAUACUGGGUAUGGAAAAGAUAAUACGUCCUUUGAAGAACUGCGAUGCUCAACAGAUUUUACAAGCGAUAUUCAUAAACAUCUGAUGUCUUUAUCAGCGGUCAACAUUUUCCUAUCCAUUGCUGCAGUUCUUGGGAAUACUCUGAUCCUCGUCGCUCUUCGGAGAGAAUCUUCCCUACAUCCGCCGUCGAAGCUUUUGUUUCAUAAUUUGGCGACAACUGAUCUUUGUGUUGGCCUAGUUGCAGAACCUCUCAAUGUUGCCUAUUGGAUGUCUCUGGUUUAUGACGUGUUGGCGUCAGUAUCUAUAUUGACGUUGACUGCGAUAAGUGUGGACAGGCUUCUCGCUCUCUUACUGGGGCUAAGGUACAAACAGGUUGUAACAUUAAAGCGAACAUAUGCAGUUGUAACGACCUUUUGGGUAGUUUCCUGUGUCGUUGCGCUAUUGUAUCUCGCAAGCCACCGUAUUACUGUCUGGUAUGGCCGUAUUACUAUAGUAUUUUGUCUUACGAUCACAGCCGUCUCAUACACUUACAUUUUCCUCAAGCUUCGUCGCCGUCAAACUGAAGUUCAUGAACGUGUGCAGCAAGAACAUCUAAAGUUAACCGUCCCACUUGACAUUGUGCGAUACAGAAAAGCAGUGCAUAGUGCAGUGUGGGUUCAGCUUGCAAUGGUUCUCUGUUAUCUUCCAUAUCUUGUUGUGAUGGCCUUACGAAGUAACAUAACAAUGUCUUCAUCGUAUUUUCUGGCUUGGGCAGCAUCAGUUUCAUUAGUGUAUUUAAACUCAUCACUUAACCCAUUUCUUUAUUGCUGGAAGAUUGCUGAAGUGAGACAAGUAGUAAAAGAGACAAUUCGCCAAGCGCUUUGCUGCAUGUGCAGUUUUAUCAAUGUCGAUUAAUGAAAAAGCACUCAUUUUCACAAAUUUUAGGGAUAUAAACAAUCAAGAUUGCAAAUCAUUUCAUGUCAUCUUCACUGAACGCUAAGUUUGUGCACGAAGUAUACAUCCAAGACCAGAAAAAACAGAAAUUUUUUUGUUCCACAAAUCAUAAGUAAAUUUUUUAGUGUAAUUUUUCAGAGGAUGCUUUUUAAAGAGUUUGCUUUUCUUCUAAGCAAGCAUCAUGGCUACUGACGUUUCUCUGAGACUUUGAAAAGGAUCAAUAAAAAUGUGCCCAUCAUUAAACGUUCUGGAGUCUA